Molecule: messenger RNA, 747 nt
Organism: Glarea lozoyensis ATCC 20868
Lineage: Eukaryota; Fungi; Ascomycota; Leotiomycetes; Helotiales; Helotiaceae
Exons: 1
Coding region: 1-747 (248 amino acids)
Source: RefSeq, a predicted model, not a curated record
AUGAGCCGCCAACUCAGAUCCCGCACCACCCCAACCAGCGUCCCUCCUCCUCCCCCCCGCAAAACCGCAUCCCCCAAAAAGACACCCGUCCCUAAAUCGCCCUAUCCAAAACCGCCGCAACUACCUCCCUCCUCCUCCUCCUCAGAACUCUCCGAUCUCCCAGAACAGCCUGGGUCAGAUGAUCCAUCUUCCUCGUCAUCCUCCAAUGCAUCAUCAAAUGGAGACGAGAGCUCCGACUCAAACGCAGAGUCCAUCCCCGAUCUCGACCACGAGAAUCUACGCGAGGUACUCCGGAUCGUGAACAAGAACUUUGGGGUCCUGGACCAGCGCGUGGGACGCUUAGAAGUGCGCUUGGAAGAGCGAUGCGACGUGCUAUGGGAGCGGGACAGCGAGUUAUGGGGGCGUUUGAAGCGGGUGAUUCGGAGUUUACGAGGGGGUGCGGAUAUUCCUGCACGAGGACACCGAGAAGAGCGAAUCGGUAGGGUUGUUCGGGGUGGUGUGGGUAAUGAAGCCAGACCGUUCCAUGUCCCGGGUUUAAGAGAUAGAGGUGAGGGGAUUGUGAUUGAUCUUGUGGAGGAUGAGGUGCCUGAGGAGGGGGAUGGGAGGAGAGUACAUCCUAUUGAGCAGGCGGUUAGGGAUGCGGUUGCGACGGUGGGGGUGGUGUGGUUUUUGUGGUCGCUUGGGACGAUUGUUUUGGUUUGGUGGGUUGCUACUGCUAAUGUUAGUAAGUGGGAUAGGAUUCGAUAA